AAUGUUCUCUUGCACGAACUACUUCCAGCACUUCUGCAGCAAUGGCUUCCAAUUGGAAAGCAAAGGAUACAGUUUACAUGAUGACCUUUUGCCAUCACUUGGAGCAACCAUAAACCAUAGAAUCAAGCUCAGGAAGCACAUUGUUUCGCCAUAUGAUCCUCAUUACAGGCUAUGGGAGAUGUUUCUGAUGGUUCUGGUUCUCUACUCAGCUUGGAUCUGCCCAUUUGAGUUUGCAUUCCUACAUUACUUGCCAAGCACAAUGUUUCUUGUGGAUAACAUAGUCAAUAGCUUCUUUGCAAUUGACAUUGCACUCACCUUCUUUGUUGCUUUCGUCGACCCUAAAUCCUAUCUCCUUGUUGACGAACCAAAGAGAAUAGCAGUCAGGUACCUAUCCACAUGGUUCAUUUUUGAUGCAUGUUCAACAUUUCCGUUCCAAACAAUCAGCUUCUUCUUCAACAGACAUGGUAAUAGCCUUGGCUUCAAACUUCUAAGUAUGCUCAGACUAUGGCGUUUGCAUCGUGUCGGUUCCUUGUUUGCUAGACUUGAGAAGGAUAUUCGGUUCAAUUAUUUCUGGACACGGUGUGCAAAGCUUUUCUCUGUAACUCUAUUCGCAGUUCACUUUUCUGGAUGCUUUUACUAUAUGAUUGCCGAUCGAUACCCUGACCCAAAAAGAACCUGGAUAGGUGCAGUGAUACCAAACUUCAGGGAAGAUAAUCUGUGGAUCAGAUAUGUAACAGCAAUAUACUGGUCGAUUACAACACUAACGACUACAGGUUAUGGUGACUUGCAUGCUGAAAACACAAGAGAGAUGCUAUUUGAUAUUUUCUACAUGUUCUUCAAUCUGGGUUUGACAGCUUACCUCAUUGGAAACAUGACGAACCUUGUUGUCCAUGGGACCAGUCGCACAAAAACCUUUAGAGACACGUUUCAGGCUGCUUCCCAAUUUGCAUCAAGAAAUAAGCUACCAAGACAUGUAGAAGAACAAAUGUUAUCGCACAUAUGUUUAAAGUUCAAAACAGAGGAACUCAAACAGCAAGAGACUAUUGAAGGUUUGCCAAAGGCUAUUCGCUCGAGCAUAGCUGAGUGUCUGUUCUAUCCCAUUGUUGAAAAAGUAUACCUUUUUCAAGGGGCCUCCUUCAAUCUCAUUUUCCAGUUGGUGACAGAAAUGCAAGCUGACUAUUUUCCACCAAAGGAAGACGUGAUACUGCAGAAUGAAGCUCUAACAGAUCUAUAUAUAAUAGUAUCAGGAGCAGUGGAGAUGAGAGCAUAUGUGGAUGGAGUGGAAAAAGUUCAAGGGAGGCUUAUUGCAGGGGAAGUAUUUGGGGAGAUAGGAGUUCUAUGUCAUGUACCACAACCAUUCACCAUAAGAACCACUGAACUUGCACAAAUCCUCAGGCUGCAAAGUGCUGUAUUUUUCAACAUUAUUCGAGAAAGCAGACAGGAAGCAACUAUUGUCAUGAGAAAUCUUUUCCAGAAGUUAAGGCUACAUGAAAAAUUAUACCCUGGGACACUGCAAAAGGAUCCAGGAGUGCUAAUGAAGGAAUGGCUUGCCACAGGACCUCUGAACACAAAUGGGGAGCAUGCACAAGGUGGAGAUGAUUAUCAAGUUUGGAAGCUACAUACACUAGAACAGAUGGAUGAAGGAAACCUACUAUACAAGGCAGAAAAGAAUAAGGAUAUCAGCACAUUUAAUGAGCUUCCAAUUGGUCACACCAAUCCAAAAGAAAACUAUGCAGAUCAACAGAAUGGGUUCCAUAAGGCUGGAUGGGAAGUACACAACGAAAUCACCAGCAUGUUCCUCGAACGAGAUGCAAGUAUAGGAAAAGUUGAUAGUACCAGGUGGACCCAAAAUGGUAUGAUUGAGAAAUGUGAGAAAAAGGGUACAUCUGAGGUUUUAUCAAGUAAUGGAAGUAAGAAGAAAUUCACUGGAGUACAUGAACAAGGAUCUCUCAGAAUGAAAGCAUGUGAUGGUGGAAACAACUUUAAGAACCAUGGCAGCAGGGAAACGAUAUUCUGGUAUGGUUAUUCUAAUAUCAGCAAUAUGUUGAUAACUUCUUGUUCAGAAAAUGGCAGCCAUGAUUCUGAGAACAAUAUCAUGAAACUAACUAGCAAAAGAGUGAUCAUUCACAUGCAUUCUCAAAAGCAAAAUCCGGCUAGACAGAUGAUUUCCAAGAUGAUAAACUUACCUAGCACUAUGGAGGAGCUCCUCAGGAUUGGUGGUGAAAAGUUUGUGGGACAUCAUCCUACAAAAGUAAUCAACGAAGAGAAUGCAGAAAUUGAUGACAUUAGCAUUAUUCAUGAUGGGGACCAUUUAUAUCUCCUAGAGGUUUAAGAGUAACAACAGGACUGUCAGAGAGGCUAUGUCCUAACCAAGAUUUGAAGGCCAACACAUCAUUCCCUCACAUUUGAAUGUGUAAAUUUGAAUGUUGAUGAUAAACACUAGAUCAUGCCAGUCUACAA
Musa acuminata AAA Group (dessert banana) is the source of this 2460-nucleotide messenger RNA. RefSeq names its product potassium channel KAT3-like. Gene Ontology annotation, biological process: transmembrane transport; potassium ion transport. NCBI's taxonomy places the organism in Eukaryota, Viridiplantae, Streptophyta, Magnoliopsida, Zingiberales, Musaceae. The transcript has 11 exons. Bases 2 to 2332 code for a protein of 776 amino acids. Gene Ontology annotation, molecular function: voltage-gated potassium channel activity. The record is from RefSeq and is a predicted model, not a curated record. Gene Ontology annotation, cellular component: membrane.